Molecule: messenger RNA, 1343 nt
Organism: Oncorhynchus masou masou (cherry salmon)
Lineage: Eukaryota; Metazoa; Chordata; Actinopteri; Salmoniformes; Salmonidae
Product: homeobox protein Nkx-2.8-like
Exons: 2
Coding region: 633-1343 (236 amino acids)
Biological process (GO): cell differentiation; regulation of transcription by RNA polymerase II
Cellular component (GO): nucleus
Molecular function (GO): DNA-binding transcription factor activity, RNA polymerase II-specific; RNA polymerase II cis-regulatory region sequence-specific DNA binding
Source: RefSeq, a predicted model, not a curated record
AGGAGUUUUAUUUUUAUUGACCUGUAUUGUUUUUAUCUCGGGGACAUUAUUUACAACAUGAUUGUUCAAGUCUUUUCAAAAUACCUGUAAUGACUACGGGCUGCACACCCAUAAAUAAAUUAGUUAAACCAACUCAGGGACAUCUCACACUAAUUGCUCACUUUGUAUGCAAAUAUUGGACAUGUUAUUUCGACGGGGGGGAGUGACGGGGCUGGGCUCUGUUGUCACUUGCCACCCAAGAUGUGAUUCAGCUGCAACAAUCACCAUUAUCUGGUCACCACUUUUAACGAUACGGGACGAAUCUGUAAUGAUGACGAGUGUUUCCUUCCGCCAUUGUUGAGGCAACGGUGUUAUUCUUCUGUGCGGGUUCACACCUACCAUCAUUGGAUAACGGCACUCGAAUCAUUCAGGUACUUAGCAUCCUGGAGGAGGAUAUAUAAGCGGGCGAAGUACUGUUUAUACAAACACUGCACUACCUCGUGUCCACACACAGACAGGGUAUUCUAGGUCGUCUGUGACUCUGACAGCGCACGCUUAGCCAUUUUUUGAUACGUCGCUUUUACUCCUAUAUCAACGGUCUCUCUCCUUUGGAUAGUUUUCACGCACAAGGAUUCCGUUUUUUUCCGGAAGCAAUGGCUGGUGCUGCAAAGUUCAGUUUUUCCGUGAGGAGCAUCCUGGAUUUGCCUGAAAAUGACGCAGAGACAGUGCAGCCCUCCCCCGGUAACUCCUGCUCCAGCUCCCCUUACUCCUCCUGGAUGGACAGCGACCGGACCCCUUGUCUCUCUUCAGAUGAGAGCAGCCUGGAGACUGCCCCAGACUCAACCAAGUCAGAUGAGUCUUCUCUGGACUCAGAGGCCGAGAAGAAGAAGUGCCGCGUGCUCUUCUCCAAGGCCCAGACCUUCGAGCUCGAGAGGCGCUUCUGUCAGCAGCGCUAUCUGUCAGCUCCAGAGCGCGAGCAGAUUGCCCAUAUUCUCCGCCUGACGCCGACGCAGAUUAAGAUCUGGUUCCAGAACCACCGGUACAAAAUGAAGAGGUCACGAGCGGAGGGAAAGUCACAAGACAUAAACCAACCGUCUAUGUUGCGCAGAGUAGUGGUACCCAUCCUAGUUCGGGAUGGCAAGCCGUAUCAGACCUGUUUCAUUGACACGGAGAAAGGAGGCUGUCUUGGACCGACCACAUUCCCGGGUACACCCUUCAAUUUUGGGUACAAGUCUUUCCAGCAUCCGUCGCCGUUCGCUCUACCUCAACAAUACCAGCACUUUGCCAGCCCGGCAGCAUCCAGACACACCUUUGCUUGGAGAGACUUUCUGAACGACUCAGCUCAAUUCAGUGCUUUUACGUGA